CGAUACUCGAAUUUUAUUACAUUUAUUUUUAUUCUUGGUACAAUAAAGAAGCAGACAAUUUCCUGGCCUGACGGCGUCGCACGAGCCCGGACCCAUCAAUCGUGGGAUUGUUCCGCUCAGGUUCCGUUCGUCCUUCCUCUACCUCUACACUCUCUUCAGGGAGUUGACUCUUUCAUACACAACUCGACGGAAAUCGUGUUUGGCUCAAAAUGCCACCAAUGGCUUUCAGGGGAUUAGUUACAAAAGUGGGGUUUAUGAAUAAAACAGCCACGGUAACAGUGACACGCAUGGUGGCUCAUAAGACUACUCGCAAACGUAUAGAGCGGACCAAGAAGUAUUUGACGCAUGACCCCGAAAAUCAACUACAAAAAGACGACAUAGUAAUCAUUCGGAAUUGUCCGCCUGUUUCUGCGAGAAAGCGCUUCAAAUUGGAAACAGUUAUCAGCAGUCCUGAAACCGAACGGGCUAAAAUGCGUGCUCGGAGGGCAAUCGAGCAAGCAAAAACAACCUCCACUACCAAUGUGUUACCGACUGACGCACUACGUGCUUUAUUAUCCGAGCAACUAUGAUUCUGUAUAAUGCCAGUAGAGACGCACGGGAUGGGGCAGUACUUUAUGCAGAAGGCUGGCUCUGCUGUUGGAUUGCUGUUUGAAUUUCGACAAUCUGGCAUCAUUAUAAACCCAUGAACAACUUGCAAUGCUAGGGGAAAAUAUGAUAGCGAACCUCCGAUUUUUUCUGUUCCGAUUUUGCUUCGAUAU
Lentinula edodes (shiitake mushroom) is the source of this 758-nucleotide messenger RNA. RefSeq lists its product as uncharacterized. Bases 210 to 569 code for a protein of 119 amino acids. The transcript is spliced from 4 exons. Gene Ontology annotation, cellular component: mitochondrion; ribosome. Gene Ontology annotation, molecular function: structural constituent of ribosome. NCBI's taxonomy places the organism in Eukaryota, Fungi, Basidiomycota, Agaricomycetes, Agaricales, Omphalotaceae. The record is from RefSeq and is a predicted model, not a curated record. Gene Ontology annotation, biological process: translation.